Messenger RNA from Catharus ustulatus (Swainson's thrush), 6343 nucleotides. RefSeq names its product leucine rich repeats and IQ motif containing 1 (gene LRRIQ1). The record is from RefSeq and is a predicted model, not a curated record. NCBI's taxonomy places the organism in Eukaryota, Metazoa, Chordata, Aves, Passeriformes, Turdidae. The transcript is spliced from 27 exons. The coding region runs from base 193 to 4725 and encodes 1510 amino acids. Gene Ontology annotation, molecular function: protein binding.
CUCCCGCGGUAGCAGCGCGGUGCAGGGCUCUCGUCCUCUCUCUGGAGCUCCGGACCAUCCGCUGUUGGCAGACGCGGAAUUUCAGGGCAGAGGGGAGGCCUGUGUCCAGGGGCGGCCACAUAGGCGGAGGCUCCGCGAGGAAAUCGACCGAACUACAACUUUCAAAACAGAUAAGACACUGUGGGAAGUAAAAUGUCGGAAGAUAUUGAAGCAAUUGAAAAAGAACUAGAAAUGGAAUUAGACAGAGUGAGUAUUUCUUCGUUUGGAACAGAUGAUCCUGACUCAGAUGUAUCAGACGAGCCCUCGAGUGACAGUGAGACAGAUUCAGAUGACUUACCAGAAUCAGUUGUCUCCUAUUUAAACUUUAUCAAGAGAAGCAAUCAAGAUGCUGAAAAGCUUAUACUGCAGGACAUGGAAGGUGACAUUUAUGAAAUAGUUUCUUGCUAUCCUUCUGAAUCAAAUGAAGAUUCAAAACAAUUUAAUGAAAAGAUACUGCUUGAAGUUGAAAAUGAAGACUUGAAGCUUGCUAGAACACCUGAUUUUAGGCAGUCCAUCAGUGAUGAAAUGGGCACUGAUGACCACUUUUUUACAGCUGGUCUUAAAAUGAACAUAAGUCUUGCCCAUUGUGAAGUAGAAGAGUGUAAACCAGCACUUGAGCUUGAAGAUGAGAAGAUGAAAAAGUGGAAUGUUGAGAGAGAAUCACGGGAAAAAAAGAAUGAAGAGGAACACGCAAGAAGGUUGCAGCAUCUGGAGCAAUUUGAGGCUGAAAGAAUAAAAUUAGAUCAUCUUCUUAAGAAACGCCAAGCUGCAAUAGAAGAUGAGUUGCAGAAAGAAGAGGAAGCUUGGAGAGACAAAAUGAGGAAACACAAGGAAUUAAUCUUGAAGCUACAGUUGCAAAUGGAAGAGGAGAAAAAGGCCUUGGAAGAACAGAAAGCAAAAGAAAGACAACAACUGGCUGAACAACAGAAUACAGCAGCUGUGAAAAUCCAAGCUAGAUUUAGAGCAUUUUUAGUCCGUAAAAAAUAUGCUCCCAUUUUAAAACAAUGGAAAUAUGAAAUGAGAAAGAAGCAGAAAAUACUAGAGGAAAUAGAGCAAGAAAUGAAAGAAAGAGAGGAAGAGCUGAACAGGCGAAUGGAAGAAAACAGGUUAAGGAGAAAAGAGGAAAGAAAGAGACAAGAGCUUGAAAGACAAGAAUAUUUGAAACAGUUGAGGAGGUGUGAGGAAUAUGAGAAAAAGAAAGAAAGCCUGAGAUUGGAAAGAGAAAAACAACUGCAAAUAAGAAGAGAAGAAGAAAUAAAAUUAGAACCAAAAAGAGCAGAAGCUGUGAUGAGUGAAAAUGUAGAAAAUAACAUAGAAAACAUAAAAAAGGAUAAUAAGACAGAAAAUGUGAAAGUCAUAAGAGAAGAGAAGGAGGAACUAAAUAAAGAAGUAGAGGAACAAAAAGAAAAACAUGCUGAAAUGAUGGAUGAAACAAAUAAUAGGAUGAUUCCAGCAGAAAGAAAUUUGACACCAAGUGUGCUAGACUCUGAGAAGGAACACUCUUCUCAAGUGAGUAAUGAGAGCUUAUAUAUUAAUUCAGUAACACAAGUAGAAGAAAAUCACUCACAAACAAGUUACCUUGAUAAAGUUUCAAAUGGCCAUAUUUCAAAGGAUGAAUCUCUUAACUUUGGUGCUAAUGACAUGGUAGAAAAUAAGGCAAAGUGCAUAUGCUGCAUAUGCCCACCAAAUGUCCAGCCAAAUGCUAGUAACAGGGAAAUUAAAGAUCGAUUUUCUCAGUAUGAAACUGUGAAGAAAACUUUAUUUCUGAUGGAAAGUAUUACUGAAGAAGUCAGAGACACCUGGGACAGUCAUCAAGAUGUGGCAGAUUCUUCUAGUAAAGUAAUUUUUCCUGAUGAUAUUGAAAAGAAGAGAAUAAACUGGAUGAACACAUGCAAAUCUUGGUCCAAAAUAUAUGAAGAAAACCAAAGAAAACAAGUAACUAUAAGAAACCAACUAAGGAAAAGUUCAGUUAGCAAGAUGCCUCCACUAAGUACAGAAAAGAUAAUUCAUAGUGGCCCUUGGAGGACCUUGCAGCAGGUCACAACGCUUACGCUCGAAGAUUUGCCAGCUUGUAGCCUCUCAACCUUAUCUGAGUGUUCAAAUCUUCAAGUUUUGACUCUGAGGCGCUGUGGACUGGUUGCACUGGAAGGACUAAGUAGCUGCAAAGACCUGAAGUAUAUCAAUGUGGAGGAGAAUGACAUUCAGGUAAUUGACUGUGCAAAUCUGGAAAAUCUCUGUAUUCUCAUUCUGAAUAAGAACUGUCUUUCAUCAGUUUAUGGCUUAGAUGGAUGCAAAAAUCUCCAAAAUCUUGAACUUUCCUACAAUAGAAUCACUCGAAUUGGUGGUCUGGAGUCACUGAAAAAUCUUCAGCGAUUACUUGUGGACCAUAAUCAGUUAAUCAACACAAAAGGUCUUUGUGAGGUACCUACUCUCAUUCACCUAGACUGCUCUUUCAAUCAUCUUGCACAAGUUGAAGGCAUUGAGAAUUGUGGCCUACUUCAAGUUCUGAAGUUGCAGGGCAAUAAUCUCCAGGAGCUUCCAAGACUGGAAAAUCAUGUUCUCUUAAGAGAACUAUAUUUGGAUGACAAUAGCAUUUCUUCUAUGAGAAUGCUUUCUUUGUAUUGGUUGCCUCUAUUGCAGAUUCUUUUGCUGUCUCAAAAUAGAUUAACUGACCUUGUGCCCUUAAAUUCAUUUAUAUUUUUGGAAAAGCUAGAUAUCAAAAAUAACUGCUUGUCAGAUGUUAAAGAUGUCCGUACAUGGUUUAGUGGCUGCCAUAAACUAAAGGAGCUGUCAUUGAGUGGGAAUCCUCUUCUCCAAGAAAAGAACUGGAGGUCUUCCGUGUUGGAGGUCCUUCCUAGUUUACAGUUGCUUGAUGGUGAAAUCUUAACCCUUCAUACUUUACCCACAACUGAAAAAACCAAAGCGUCAGAAUUAAGAACUUUUCUGCAACUUUGUCAAGUUCAAAUUGAAGAAAAUAUUCAACUGAAAAAAAAGGCUGCUGAAUUGGAAGUUGCCUCUUCUAUUGAUUCUGCACUGCAACAAUGCUGGUAUUUUAAUCAGCUGAUGAAACUUAGUAUUAAACAUCGAUAUGUACAUGAGUAUGGUGAACUAAGCAUUACUGACAGAGAUGGACCAGAAACACUUCAAAAUCAUUUAAAGCAAACAUCCACUGGCUGCCUACAGGAAAAUAACCUCUUUAUCAUGGGUGUGACAGAAAAUAAACAGGUCUUGUUGGAUCCUUCCAAAAGAUGGAUUGCUACUAGUGAUAUUCAGGGCACAUUCAUUAACUCCUCCAUACCUGUGCACCAAAAGGAAAAUAGAGAUCAGAUAAUGAGGCAGAAGAACACUGAAUCUUGUAUUAAUUACAGUGUGGAGAGCAAAGGCAACAAUAACAUGUCAGACCAACUCACAUUGAAACAGUCAGUGAUAGUCGCAAGUGAUAUGGGAAGAAAUUUCCAGCACUUUGGGAAUGAUACAGAAAGACUACAUAUGGCAGCAUGCUCGAUCCAGUCUUUUUGGCGGCGUUACCAUGCUCAAAGGAAAAAUGACUGCAAUAAAAUGGAGAAUCAUCAGUUUGUAGAAACUUUGAGACAGAAACAUGAAGCUGCCACAGUAAUCCAGGCAUUUUGGAAGGGUUUUCUUUUGCGAAAGAAACUGGCCAGUGCUCUUGCAGAUGUUAAAAGUGAUGAAGUGGAAGAUGAAUAUGAAGAAAUAAAUGUGGAUGCUUUCACACUUUCUGAAGCUACAUUAGAGAAGGAAUGGCUAACUCUAGAUUCCACCCGUUUCCCUUCAAAAACACUCCUGCUCUCAAACCAGCUGCACUGGCCAAAGAAGUUUUCUAGGCCUUCAGAUUCCAGAGGACAUUCGAAUAGUUUGCCUUUAGCACCACAAGAAGUUUGGCAGUGUGCUAACAGACCACAUUCAUGCUCAGCAGAAAAAAUCCAUUUUCAUACCAGGUCAGGCAAGGAAACAAUGUCACAGCUUUCUAACUGGAAAGAAAAAAAGGAAUUUUUAUUUAUGUCUGAAAAAGAAGAGAAAAUAUCAGAAGAAUGGGGUUUUAAAGAUAUUUCUACUGCACAGCUAAUGCUGAAGAGGGCCCAUAAAAUGAAACCUAAAAAAUGCAGUAAUAAAAGUUUAGACCCAGCUGUGCGCCUGGCGUUGUUCAAAAACAAUGAAAAUAAACAUCUCUCUGUGAAACCACCAGGGAAGACACAGCCCAUAAGUGCUGGUUACUUUGAAGGUAAAAAAAAUUAUCUGCUGGAUACUGCUUUAGAUGAGAAAUUGCAGAGAAAAGACUUCACAUACCAAUGGCUUCAUGCACAGCUUUUGGAUUAUGAAGCAGUCAGUUCCAGAAAUACAAAGUGCUGCCAUUUUUUACCUGAGCUAGAUCCUGCAAUAUGUGACAAUAGACAAGUACAACUUGUGGCAAGCCCUGUAAGCAGAGAAGACAUGGAUUUAGACCUUGUUUCCAUGACCAGUGGAAGUGCUUUGACUGAGAACAGAGAAAAAAAUAACCCACCACACAGACACUCAGCAAGAUCCUCAAAAAAUAAUAUUUCUUCUCCAGAGAAAUCAUGUUUGGGUCCAUCUCAUAGAGAACGAAUAUCAUUUCGAGACCGUCCAGUGCAGCUAAGCGGAGGAUGGGGAGCAGGCAAAAAAAGGCAAAAGUUUAAAAAUAUUAACUGAAUAUUGGAGAUACCGUAACUAGUUGAUUUACUCAAACACGGAGAGCAUAUGGAGAGCUGUUUCUUUUUAAACUUCUGAAUAUAAAUUGUUGGAUUUUCAUUUAUUACCAAUAAACCAGUUUCAGUUAACUACUUUUGACUUACUUUAUUAUACAUGGUUACAGUGGUUUGGGUUUUGUGGGAUUUUUUGGUCAAAGUAUUUUAUACCUGUCAGUAAGUUAUCAUAGUUUGUGUUUUCAAUUGCUUAUAUGUUCAUGUGGUAAAUAAUGCAGAACUGAUUAACUCUACAAGGUUUGUUGUGCAGUGACUAAGUUUAGGCUUGCGUGUAAGAACUGGAUGAGAAGUCCAAAUGUAAUAAGGGUUCAUGUUCAUGCGAUGUGCGUCACAUAUUGAAACACUGAAUUCUCGUUUUCUCACAAAAUAAAAUACAUGCUUGCAAACUGUCUUCUGCGCUGUUACAGCCAGCAAUGCAACCCUUAGAGAAGUAUGUUUAGAAUGUCUUACUGAACCAGUAUGCAAUGGAUGGUCAUGCACUUUUAUUAGGUGUAUGAGUAGUCCUCGAGAUCUUUUAUCAUAAAUUAUUGCCAUAAUAUGAUAAAACAACCUGCUAUUGGUUUUAUACUUUCAAAUACUUCUGAUUCCUACAGGAUUUUAGAAAAAAAAGACAAAAGGUUCUUGUUUUAUUCUGGGAUAAUGUAAAAUUAGAUCUAUAUGUCACUGUUAACUCAACUUCAUUUUUUCACAUAGACAGGUUCCUUCAGACCCAUGUUUUGUGGUGCAAGGAAAUCUAGAGAAAAGAAAAUACUGUUUUAACUGUUCAUGGGUAUCUAAUUCAUUACUUCUAGUCAGUACUUUGUCCAUCAGCAUACAGGACAGAAAAUGUUCCUUGAUUUCAAAGCCUAAUAUUAUUUUAAUGUCUUCCACUUUGAGGGUAUAAGUUGCUAACUGGAUCUUAAAAAAGGCUAUCUUUGGUAUUUCUUUGUCUGUUUUUGUAAGCUGCAACCCCCUGUAGAUGGAGAAGGAGGUGGAGAGGGUAAUGGGGCAAGUAAAGAACUUGCAUUGUGGCUGGUUUUAAAAUGUACUUAAAUUAACAUAUGAUGUUAUUUUGUAAAGUGUUUUUAUGCUAACAUGCAUAUUUAAGUAUGGGUUAAAAGCAUUUACCUCCAUUUUUGUAAAUACUUGCAUUCAUUUUCAGAUAAAAAGAUGACUGAUCUCAUGGAAAACCUCCAGUAAAUAAUUUUGUUUUUUGAACCACUGUCCUGUUUUUAUUAUCACUUUGCUAUAAAAAAAUCAGUGCACCGUAUUUCAGAAAAGAUUUCUUUGCCUUUCUAGGGAGUUAUGGUCAGGUUGCUUAACCUGCUUAUAUAAAUGCUGUAGCUAUCAGCAUGGUAUAAAACAUCAGUAGAUGUUUAUCUUACCUAGUUAGUUUCCAAAUGUAUGAAGUUAGUGUUCAGGUUGGCUUCAGGAUCUGCAAUAUAAUGACUUUUAGAUGUCACCAACAAAUACUGGAGCUUUUCUGAUUUUGCUUUUUAACAUCAAGGUUAUAAGUUUUGUAGGAAGAACUUAAUUAUUUCAAAGUGUCUGCCACUACAACUGGCAGUGUGUGUAGCCACUGUUAC